AUGAAUUCGCUCUUUCUGCUGCUCCCUUUUCUGACACGUGAGUUUUGAGAAAAAAGACGUUCGCGGGCAAUCCCAACACUUUCAGACUUUCACGCCAUUGCUGGGGCCAUCCAUUUCGGGCACAAUGAAGGUGAGAUAUUGUUUCCCAUUCGGCCAAAUCUCUCUGGCAACUUUUAGAAAAUUCGUCAAACUUUUGCUAUCUUUCCUAAAAUUCAAAAGAAGCAAACGUUUUGAUGAUUUUGCUAAAAAGUUUUCAAAGACAGUUAACGGAAUGUCAAGGUGCUCCCCAUCCUUUAUAGUUCCACACAAAUUGUUUUCAUAUUUUUCCAAAUGAUACUCAAAAAGAACCCUAGUUAAGGACUAAUGUAACGAAUUACUGUAGCUGACAGCUCUAGCAUAUUUCAGUCUCAUUUCUUCUUCCAUCUCCCAGUUCCUUGCAGAGCCAGUGGUCCAGUCCACGACUACCAUCCCUCCGAUGCCCACAACUUCGGCCCCUCCACCGCCCCGUUCUUCGCCCAUCUCCUCCCUGAUCACUUCUUCCCACUGCGAUCUGAUCGAGGAAGCGGCGGCCCUUCACUGCAUUGGUCCCUUAGUCGACUACGCCGCCGACCUGGCCAACAACGUGCUCCAUCCGCCGCUGAGUUCGGUGGAGCAGACGUGCGACAAGUACAACCAGUACAUGAUGUGCACGCAGGGAGUCCGUCCCGACUGCAGGUAAUGCUCAUUUCGGUCCUCGUGAGUUGUCGAGUGGCUCACGCGUUCCCGCCGAUUCAAUAACAUGUACACAACUGGCUACUGUGUCCGAAUGCGGUGGCAAACAACGAACACAUUGAGCAGAAUGCGUGCGAACGGAUUACGAAACAUUUUGAAGUUUGCUCUUUGAGCACAAAUCACUGCAACUUAAGAGACUAACCAGGGACCAAGAAUACGAAUGAUUUCAGACAAUCCCGGGCUCCAAACAUUGAGAAUAUGUACGAAACGAUUUGCGAAGAGAAAUUCGCCGCAAUUAUGAAAGAAGAGAAGGCAUGUCUUCUGGAAGUCGAAAAGUAGGUCACUCUCUCUCUCUCUCUCUCUCUCUCUCUCUCUCUCUCUCUCUCUUUCCCUCUGAUUGUCUGCGCCCUCCACGGCGCCUGGCGCCUGUGAUUCCUACUUUCUCACAAUCCAUAACUUCUUUGCAGUGACAAAAACAUCAAGGAAUGUUUUGUGAACAAGACAAACACACUACGAGACGAGACGCCGGACACUGGUGAGUAGAGGCAAUGUGUAUCGCAUUGGAAUCCCGCUGCGACCGUGGCUGAGUGGUCUAGUGGUAUGAUUCUCGCUUAGGGUGCGAGAGGUCCCGGGAUCGAUCCCCGGCUCAGCCCACUUGUAUUUUUGCAUUUUUUCAACUUUUCAGUGACGAAUCCGACGCAAACGUACGAAUGCACGGUUAUUCAAGCCUAUGUGGAUUGCUUGCUUGAAAGGGAAGAGAGCACUUGCAAAGAUGCCGUCAAAAUUGAGAUAUCUUUCCUCUCAAUGUUGGCGAAGAGAAAUCCUGACUCAAAAUGUGAAUUGAAUACGAAUGCAACGAAGGCCAGGCCGAAGUGUAAGAUAAAAGAGAGAAAAGUGACACGGAAGUGACAGAAACGUUUGCAGCGCAGCCACUGGAGGAGUGUGACACUCAAGGAAACUGUAAAUGCAGACUGCCCGGCUACUACUACGAUGCCGCACAGAGAAAGUGUCUAGGUGAGAAUGGCCUUUCCCUUCUCAUUUUCAUAAAUCUCCUUCAGAUGUCAAUGAAUGCGCGUCCCUCUCUUCCGCGUGCUCCCAGAAGUGCACCAACCUCCCGGGAACUUUCAAGUGCUCUUGCGAUGAACAAUACUACAAACUUUCCUCCGACAAUCACACUUGCGAACGAAUUGACACUUGUGAGUGACAUCUUCUCAGAAUCGCUUUACUAUUUUGCAUGUUCAGCGCCUCUCUGGUUGUUCUUCGCUCAUGGACAAAGUGUUUGGAACAUUUCGACGGACGGAAAGUCGUUCCAACUGCAGAGAGCGGGGCUCCAGAAGACGGCGAUGAUAGACAUCGACGUGAAAGAGAGCAGACUGUAUUACGCGGACAUCGGAGCCAAUGUGAUCGAGAGGAUGAACAUCGAGGGCACGUUCCCGCAGGCGGUCCAGAGGUUUGACGUCGAUGGGCUCGAAGGAAUCGCCGUCGAUUGGAUGGGCAGAAACUUGUACAGUUUGAGAAGGUAUUCGAAGUGAUAGGGCCAGAAAGACAUUAAAUGAGGUUAAGAUCGGACAUAUUGGUGCAGAGUCUGAAUGGGCGGUACAGACAGACAGUCUACAAAGACGUUAUGAAAUUGCCGAGAGCCAUCGCUCUUCAUCCCGCCAAAGGAAUGAUGUUCGUCACGGACUGGUCUUCGAAUGCAUUCAUCGCCGCCGCUUCCAUGGACGGUUCCCAUUUCCGAAAGAUUGUAACCGAAAGAAUCACGUGGCCGAACGCAGUUGCCGUCGACAUUUUCGCCGAGAAGAUCUACUGGGCUGAUGCUUUCCUCGACACAAUUGAGUCAGUUUCGAUUGAUUUUUCCUCCACCGAUAAAAUUGAAUUUCAGAACUGCAAACAUGGACGGAAGUGAACGAAGGACCAUUAUUGCGGACGCAGGAUCCGUCCCGCACGUCUUCGGCUUGGCUGUUGCGGACGAUUUCUUGUACUGGACCGACUGGACAUACCGUGGUCUUUUGAGGGCAAACAAACUCAAUGGAGAGAAUAUUACCGUUCUGGCCCAAACUGCACUGCUUCCGUACUCGCUCAAAAUCUUCCAUAAGAGUCUGCAGCCUGACCGUAAGUGAAAAAUGCAAAAGAUUUCGAUACGUGAACUUUCGAACGGUUAUGAAAAACAAACACGUGGCGAAGCCGCUUCCGAGCGUCAGCAGUGUUUUUCCGGUAGGUCUGAGAGGGACGCUUGCUUUUCUAAGAGGACCAUCAAAAUACCAGCUGAAUACCAGGAGUACCCGGAAUACCAAGCAAGCGAAGCAAUAGGCCACGCGGCCACAUUUUUCUUUGCAGAACCGUCGGUAUGUGAUACUCGUGGCUGCGGCCAGUUGUGUUUGUUGGGCGAGAACGGCGCGGCGACAUGUGCGUGUGGAGAGGGUUUCGACCUGCAGACGGACGGAAAGACGUGCUCUUCGAACUGCAGCGACUCGCAAAUCGAGUGCGGAGGCGCGGAUCCAAAGUAAGAACGGGAGGGAUUACGGUAGUCGUUUUGACGUGGCAUUGCAGAUGCAUCUCGAAAGUUUACCUUUGCGACGGACUCGCUCAGUGCUCCGAUCAAGUGGACGAAAGGAACUGUCGUAAGGGAAUGCGGACUGACUCACCGACAAAUUUAACAAUUUACAGCGCCUCGGAUCUGCCUGCCCGGUCAAUUCCAGUGUCACGACAACAAGAAGUGUCUGCCGCCGGGCGGUCUGUGCGACGAAGUAGCCGACUGCGCGGACUCCUCUGACGAAAUGUACUGUUCCCAUCAGACGAAGGACAAGAACGGACAGUUCGUUCUGAACAAUCCGAUUCGGAAGGAACGGAGCGUCAGCGAGAAUUCCAUUUGA
Molecule: messenger RNA, 3584 nt
Organism: Caenorhabditis sp. 36 PRJEB53466
Lineage: Eukaryota; Metazoa; Nematoda; Chromadorea; Rhabditida; Rhabditidae
Source: the annotation of a GenBank genome assembly